CCAAAGUCAUUUCCCUUCACCACCCACAAAGCCAUGGCGACCACUUCAUCGACAAAACAAGUCAUUGUCUUCACAAUUUCCCUUCUCUUGGUUGCUUUCCAAGCAGUCCAUGCAGACUAUUACCGUCAGAGGCCACCGGUUACCCCUACCCCUUACGUUCCUAAGCCACGGUACCCACUUCCGAGCCCGAGCCCCAAGCCUGUUUAUCGACCACCUACUACCCCUAGUCUACCCGCUGGCUCAAUCGCUAGACUAUUCCUUGAUCCACAUAACGCUCUUCGGUCCGGACUAGGUUUGCCUCCAUUGAUUUGGGACGGUAAACUAGCGAGCUACGCAACAUGGUGGGCUAACCAGAGGCGUUACGACUGCUCCUUAACCCAUUCCACCGGCCCAUACGGUGAGAACUUGUUCUGGGGAAGCGGCUCGAGCUGGGCACCAGGUUUCGCGGUGCAGUCAUGGAUCGUUGAAGGAAGGUCAUACAACCACAACACCAACUCGUGUGACGGAAGUGGAAUGUGUGGUCACUACACUCAGAUGGUGUGGCGGGACACCAAAAGGCUCGGAUGCGCACGUGUGGUGUGUGAGAACGGUGCCGGAGUUUUCAUCACUUGUAACUACGACCCACCGGGUAACUACGUUGGCGAGAAGCCAUACUAAAAAAACAAAACACAUUAAACGGGGUUUUUGUUUGGUAUUUGAUUUCAUUUAAUAUCUUUUGUAUCUGUUUUCGUUAUAUCUUCGUGAAAUUAAAAUUUCCGACAAAUCUAAUUUGUAUGUAUCAUUGUAUGUUGUUGUUUCCAAUGUCCUCUCGGUCAUGUCCUCAAAAUUUUGUUGAGUGGCCUACUUAUUUAAACAUCGUAAAACAAACAGUCAGAAAAAUUACCAAAGUGUUUGUGUGACGUCACUUUUGAAUCAUUUGAAACUGUGAAACAAAG
Molecule: messenger RNA, 935 nt
Organism: Arabidopsis thaliana (thale cress)
Lineage: Eukaryota; Viridiplantae; Streptophyta; Magnoliopsida; Brassicales; Brassicaceae
Product: CAP (Cysteine-rich secretory proteins, Antigen 5, and Pathogenesis-related 1 protein) superfamily protein
Exons: 2
Coding region: 34-657 (207 amino acids)
Biological process (GO): defense response to other organism
Cellular component (GO): extracellular region
Source: RefSeq, marked reviewed